This is a messenger RNA of Perognathus longimembris pacificus (Pacific pocket mouse), 1281 nucleotides long. It is a transcript of the gene Lman2, whose product is annotated as lectin, mannose binding 2. Gene Ontology annotation, biological process: endoplasmic reticulum organization; Golgi organization; endoplasmic reticulum to Golgi vesicle-mediated transport. The record is from RefSeq and is a predicted model, not a curated record. The transcript is spliced from 8 exons. Gene Ontology annotation, cellular component: COPII-coated ER to Golgi transport vesicle; endoplasmic reticulum membrane; Golgi membrane. Bases 71 to 1141 code for a protein of 356 amino acids. Gene Ontology annotation, molecular function: D-mannose binding. Lineage: Eukaryota; Metazoa; Chordata; Mammalia; Rodentia; Heteromyidae.
CCGGAGGCCGUUAUGUAGAACACCCGGAAGGCGGAAGUCCGGGGGCGGAAGUGGCCCGGAGGAGACGAGGAUGGCGGCCGAGCGCUGGUUUUGGUGCUGGGGCUGGGGCCAGCGGUGCCCGGGGAGGCCUGGGCUUCCUGGCCCCGGCCCCGGCCCCGCCACACUUCUCCAUUUCCUUCUGUUGCUCGGGUCGGUGGCUGCCGACAUAACCGACGGCAACAGUGAACACCUGAAGCGCGAGCACUCGCUCAUCAAACCCUACCAGGGAGUGGGCUCCAGCUCCAUGCCUCUCUGGGACUUCCAAGGCAGCACCAUGCUCACCAGCCAGUAUGUGCGACUGACCCCAGACGAGCGCAGCAAAGAGGGCUCAAUUUGGAAUCACCAGCCUUGCUUCCUCAAGGACUGGGAGAUGCACGUCCACUUCAAAGUCCACGGCACGGGCAAGAAGAAUCUGCAUGGAGAUGGCAUCGCCUUGUGGUACACCCGGGAUCGCCUGGUGCCAGGGCCUGUGUUUGGAAGCAAAGACAACUUCCAUGGCCUAGCCGUCUUCCUGGACACGUACCCCAAUGAUGAGACCACCGAGCGCGUGUUCCCGUACGUGUCGGUGAUGGUGAACAAUGGCUCCCUGUCCUACGACCACAGCAAGGAUGGCCGCUGGACCGAGCUGGCGGGCUGCACCGCUGACUUCCGCAACCGGGACCAUGAUACCUUCCUGGCCGUACGAUACUCGAGGGGCCGCCUGACGGUGAUGACAGACUUGGAGGACAGGAAUGAGUGGAAGAACUGCAUCGACCUCACGGGUGUGCGCUUGCCCACUGGCUACUACUUCGGAGCCUCAGCUGGCACCGGCGACUUGUCUGACAACCAUGACAUCAUCUCCAUCAAGCUGUUCCAGCUCAUGGUGGAGCACACACCUGAUGAGGAAAACAUCGACUGGACCAAGAUCGAGCCUGGUGUCAACUUCCUAAGGUCACCGAAAGACAACGUGGACGACCCCACGGGGAACUUCCGCGGUGGGCCGCUGACAGGGUGGCGGGUGUUCCUGCUGCUGCUGUGUGCGCUGCUGGGUAUCAUCGUGUGUGCUGUGGUGGGCGCCGUGGUGUUCCAGAAGCGCCAGGAACGGAACAAGCGCUUCUACUGAGCGGCCCAUGGGCCGCCGAGGGCCUCAUCCGGGCCCACAUGCUAAUGUGAACUUUUUUUUUUUUUUACUGGGAUUGUAAAAAAAUAAGACGACCUUAUUUCUUAACCGUUUCAAAGAAAUGAUUAAAGUAUUUUCGUACA